UCACUACUAUAAAUCCUCUCCAUCAUCCAUUCACAUCUCACACACCUUCAAAAUCUCAACAAUUUUCUUUGUCGUUUACUCCAUUCAUUCUUCUCAUUCACACAGAAAAAUCAAACCAAAUUCCAUUAUGGACACAAACCUAGGAUCCCUCGAAGCAUGCAAACCAACAUGCAACGACAUAGCAUGUCCACAAGACGGCAAAGUUUCAACAAUCCAAAAAUCCGUUUCAUCACAAUCCCUAUCCUCAUCGGAAUCCACCUUAGGCAGUCACCUAGCCCGGCGGUUAGUGGAAGUCGGAAUCACCGACGUGUUCACCGUUCCCGGGGACUUUAACCUGACAUUACUCGAUCACCUGAUCGCUGAACCGAAACUAAAGAACAUUGGUUGUUGUAACGAACUCAAUGCUGGGUACGCUGCUGAUGGUUACGCGCGGUGUAAGGGCGUGGGCGCGUGUGUUGUUACUUUUACUGUGGGUGGGUUAAGCGUUAUUAACGCUAUUGCUGGUGCUUACAGUGAGAAUUUGCCUGUGAUUUGUAUUGUUGGUGGGCCCAAUUCUAAUGAUUUUGGAACCAAUAGAAUUCUUCAUCAUACCAUUGGAUUACCUGAUUUCAGCCAGGAACUUAGAUGUUUCCAAACUGUUACAUGCUACCAGGCUGUGGUGAAUAACUUGGAAGAUGCUCAUGAAAUGAUUGAUACUGCAAUCUCAACAGCAUUGAAAGAAAGCAAGCCUGUGUAUAUAAGCAUAAGCUGUAACUUAGCAGGCAUUCCUCACCCCACUUUUAGUCGUGAACCAGUUCCAUUUUCCUUAUCUCCAAAAUUGACUAAUCAAAUGGGUUUGGAAGCAGCGGUGGAAGCAGCUGCAGAGUUUCUAAACAAAGCAGUAAAACCAGUUCUAGUAGCUGGUCCAAAAAUAAGAGUCUCAAAAGCAAGUGAAGCUUUUAUUGAACUAGCUGAUAAAAGUGGUUAUCCAUAUGCAGUAAUGCCAUCAGCAAAAGGACUAGUUCCUGAGGAUCACAAACACUUCAUUGGAACAUUUUGGGGUGCAGUCAGUACUGCAUUCUGUUCUGAAAUUGUCGAAUCGGCCGACGCAUACCUAUUUGCAGGACCAAUUUUCAAUGACUACAGUUCAGUUGGCUACUCACUCCUUCUGAAGAAAGAAAAAGCUAUCAUUGUUCAGCCUGAUAGGGUUGUCAUUGGAAAUGGACCUGCAUUUGGGUGUGUUUUGAUGAAGGAUUUUCUUAAGGCCCUUGCAAAGCGCAUUAAUCAUAACAACACUGCUUAUGAGAAUUAUUUUAGGAUAUUUGUUCCUGAAGGUUUGCCUGUGAAAUCUGAACCAGGAGAACCUUUAAGGGUUAAUGUUCUUUUUCAACAUAUUCAGAAUAUGUUGUCUAGUGAAACAGCUGUUAUUGCUGAGACAGGGGACUCUUGGUUUAACUGCCAAAAGCUCAAAUUGCCAAAAGGAUGUGGGUAUGAGUUCCAAAUGCAGUAUGGAUCAAUUGGAUGGUCCGUGGGCGCAACGCUUGGUUAUGCGCAGGCGGUUCCGGAGAAGCGAGUGAUUGCUUGUAUUGGUGACGGAAGUUUUCAGGUGACUGCACAAGAUGUGUCUACAAUGAUGAGAUGUGGACAAAAGACUAUAAUCUUCCUGAUAAACAAUGGUGGAUACACUAUUGAAGUUGAAAUCCAUGAUGGACCAUACAAUGUGAUUAAGAACUGGAAUUACACUGCUUUAGUUGAUGCAAUCCACAAUGGUGAAGGAAAUUGCUGGACCACUAAGGUGACUUGUGAAGAAGAACUUGUUGAAGCAAUUGAGACAGCAACAGGACCAAAGAAGGAUUGUUUAUGCUUCAUUGAGGUGAUUUGUCACAAGGAUGACACAAGCAAAGAGUUGCUUGAAUGGGGAUCAAGGGUCUCUUCUGCCAACAGUCGUCCUCCUAAUCCUCAGUGAACUUCACACAUUUAAGCCAUUUAAAAUUUGAGGAAAUUGAGUUUGGUUCUAUUAAGUUGAGAUUCCUUUAUGAGGAAAAUUUUCUAUUGCUAGUUAUUUAAAUAUUUCUGUGAAAAUUCAUUCCAUUUUUAAUGCAUUAUUGCUUUUGGAUUCGGGUAUUAUGUAUGGAAAACACAUAGCCCAUGAGUUAAUAAUUGUUAUAUUAAUCAAUUGAAUGGUGAUUUUGUUUCACAUUUUUCUAAAAGAA
This is a messenger RNA of Cicer arietinum (chickpea), 2192 nucleotides long. RefSeq names its product pyruvate decarboxylase 2-like. The record is from RefSeq and is a predicted model, not a curated record. Gene Ontology annotation, molecular function: magnesium ion binding; pyruvate decarboxylase activity; thiamine pyrophosphate binding. Gene Ontology annotation, cellular component: cytosol. NCBI's taxonomy places the organism in Eukaryota, Viridiplantae, Streptophyta, Magnoliopsida, Fabales, Fabaceae.